GGAAUCGCGCGCUCAAUCGAUGAAUUCUGGUUGAAGAAGUAAGAGUCCACGUACUUUUCCAGGCCUCUCAUUUCACUUUUCAUCGGCCAGUUGAGUAGAGUGGAGUUGGUCAAGGUGCUUCACAAUCCGCUAGCCAGUGCCUGUGGUCCAGUUUUUCUAGUUUGAAAUAGUUUUCCGAAGGAUUGUUCAAGGUUAAAUGACUAAGCUUGGGGUUGAACAAGUGGUGCUAUGCAAAACUCCAAAUUGAACAGUGAUUCUUCGUUAGCUUUCCUGAACGCCAGUGUUAACGCUUCCGGCGAUGGAAAGCGGAAAUUAGUGCGCAAAACGAGUGCGGAAAUUGUGAGCGAAGCCAAGAGCAUGCUGGCGGCAGGAGGAACGCGGCUGGUGUCGGCCCGUCGGCCAAUCACCCCCAGGGAACCAAAACGGCAACUGUAUGGCCGGGUGGCACCUCCGGGGCGACCUCCCAGCGCCUUUAGCCUCAAAUAUCUGCAGUUUGAAUCGCGUGCCUUGCCUUCGUUGGAGCCCAUCCGAGAUCCGAUCGAACGGGGUUCUGUUGGCUUCACGCGCUCGGAAUCAGCCGAUUCUAUUUCCCUGGGGGACAGCAACGAUGCCACCAACAACAACAAUAACGGAACAACGAAAAGUAAGCUGCCCGCCUUGCUCAAAGUACCCAGCAAGCAGUCAGGAUCGCUGGAUAAUCUUUCAGAGUGUAUGCCACCGCGGAAGGACUUUAAGUCACCGACCACGCCGCUGACGCCGCAAUUUUCACUAAAUGCAGAACCAAAACCUCUGAACGAAAAGCGAACGGCCAAGGAUGGCGGAGCUGCUGUAGGAGAAGGUGGUGCGACGCUGCCCCCGAACAGUAUCGUCAAGAACCAUCCGUUGAAGCGGCGCCAGUUUCAGUCACUUGAUGAACAGCAACGACCCAUGCUCGAAACCGGAACGCCGGAAAAGUCAACCCAGUCUGUUGCUGCUCGUUCCGGAAGUGGAAAAAUGGACCACCUGAAGCAAAAGCAGAAACUGAGCAAAAGUAACGAAAUUUUAGCCCAAUCUACGACCGAAGCCCUGCUGGAGAUGCUCAAGGGUCACGCCGGCAUCAAGGAUUGCACGGACGAAACCGUUAGUCACAUUAAUGGGAUUUUAAGCGAACUUUACUCUCGCGUAAAGGGAGCCAAAGGAAGCUGGCGUGGUGCAGUUCUGGGGGCAUUGUACGGCUUGGUGGAGGCAAACUCGGCGAAAAUUCUGCUGUCGGUGGCGCGAGUUGUGUUGGCGCUCAAUGUGACUGGCAGCAAUUUGACGGGCGCAUGCAAGCUGGUUUUUAAAAUCGCUCGCAAUGAAAACAACGAUGCCCUCUUCGCCGACAGCGAUGUGCCAGAACUGCUAGUAGACGGUUUGGGCCGAGCAUCGCCAGCUGACGAGCCGGAGGCAUGUAUCUACGGGUACGGAGCUAUCCGUUUUCUAGCAGGUUCGGGCAGUUCAGUCUCGAGCCAGAAGGUCAAGCCCGAGGCCGUUUCGCGGGAAAAUUCGUCCCGCCAAAAAUCGCUGGCGUGUCGUUUGGCCAGACACGGGCUGGUGCAGCUAAUGGUGCUUCAUCUGAAGAUGCUGAACGAGUUGGGAUCGACGAAGAAGCUUUCGGGACCACCACUGCACGCGCUGUUUCAACUUUCCGGAGCAUUACGAACCAUUGCGGAGAUUCCUUCGAUUAGCAGUUGCCUAGCCGGCACGCGAUCUUUACUCAACGGAACGAGUCCUCAAAUCAGGGAAACUCAAGACAGUGAAAUGAUUCAACUGGAGUUGGCUGGUCCACUGUUGGUGCGAGCCGCCGAGAUGUGCAUCGAAGAACCGGAAGUGCAAGCUAACGUAAUCCGAACGCUGAGUGUCCUCUCGGAACGGCCCGAGUGCUGUGAACAGCUUGCUGACGGAGCAGCUCGACUUGGAAUACUGCUGGGAUCGAUCAGUGAAACGAGUGCUACAGUUGAGAAAGGAUUGGCCGCUACAAAUCGGCUUGGUUAUAUUCUCGGCAACAUUAUGACAAGAUGGGACUCGGCUCGUUUGCAUUUCUAUUCUAACGACGUGUCUAUGGAGGCCAUUUUAAACGCUCUCGAGUUCUAUGCAAACAAGAGGUUCACAAUCAAGAAUCAAAUGGGAGACUCGGUGGUUGAUGUCCUUACAAAGCUGGUUCGUGUAGUGGCAAACAUCUGCGUGAAUGGUGAUGUCGGAUUUGGGUUGAGCAAUAAGCCACCCCUGGGAGAAAUCCUGCUCAACAUUUUAUUGAAAGUGAAAGGCAAUAAGGAACCCGAAAUGGAAGAGCUAAUGUUCGCCACGCUGGGCGCCCUCCACAAUUUGUCCUACUACUACGAACCGUCGGACAACCCGCUGCAGUACAACCACCCGGGCAGCAUGGCCGAACGGUUGAAGGACAUAUGCGGGGUUCUGUGCAGCAUUCUGAACACCGACGGAAGUCCGGCGCGGUCCGAAGUGGCACGCGUCCUCGGUAACAUGACCCGCAACGGGAUAACCCGACAAACGUUCUGUUCCGAGAGCGGGUUGAAGAUACUGAUCCGAUGCCUCGAGUCGGACGACGUGGAGCUGAUGGUGACCUCGUGUGGAGUGUUGGUUAACAUUCUCGGUGACUGGGAGCGACGGGCGCCGUUUCGAGAGCUGCAGGGACCGAUUGUGCUGCGCAAGCUACUGCAACGGGGUGCGUCCGGCCAGGAUUGGAUACUUGCUGGGAUUGCCUGCCAGGCGCUGUGGAACUACCUGAUCGACAGUGGCAAUGUCAUGAACGCGUUGGGUGAAUCCGAGGUGGACUAUAUAUGUGGCGAUCUGGCGGAAUGCUUAGACGAAGAAAAGUUGUUCAACGGACAAGAACCGGAUAUGCUGUGGGAGGAGUUCGCCCCGGUAGCGACCGAUCUGCUGGAGAGGCUGCAGUCCAGCAUGUCGCUAGGAAAUUCACCAUGUGCGUCUUCGGACGAGGAACCCGAUGAUAUGAUAAUUGGGCAGGCUGGAGACACCUGGGGAGAACAUUAUAAACAAUGGUUAAAACAAUAAAUCUAGAAAGUAUUUGAUUUUUUACCACGCACACUCACUGUUUUAAAGUUUCAAAUAAAUUUAUUAGGAAUAGAUGGUAA
This is a messenger RNA of Culex pipiens pallens (northern house mosquito), 3131 nucleotides long. Its product is annotated as armadillo repeat-containing protein 2. The record is from RefSeq and is a predicted model, not a curated record. Gene Ontology annotation, biological process: cilium organization. Lineage: Eukaryota; Metazoa; Arthropoda; Insecta; Diptera; Culicidae. Bases 229 to 3051 code for a protein of 940 amino acids. The transcript is spliced from 9 exons.